CGAGCAACCACACAGAAAAGUUUACUAAACAGCGGACGAGGGGCUGGCGGCGGCGGCGGCGGCGGCGGGGCCGGAGCGACCGGGGUUCGGCGGCCUCACCUCUCCUCAUUCACCGGCGGCGACCGGAGGCGACCGGUGGCGGGCAUCGCGUCCGGCGGAGAGGGCCGCCGCCAGGUGAGGCGAGGCGAGGUGUGCAACAGAGGAACAUGGCUCAAGAAACUAAUCACAGCCAAGUGCCUAUGCUUUGUUCCACUGGCUGCGGAUUUUAUGGAAACCCUCGCACAAAUGGCAUGUGUUCCGUAUGCUACAAAGAACAUCUUCAAAGACAGAACAGUAGUAAUGGUAGAAUAAGUCCACCUGCGACUUCUGUCAGUAGUCUGUCUGAGUCUUUACCAGUUCAGUGCACAGAAGGCUGUGUCCCAGAAGCUCAGUCAGCCUUAGACUCUACGUCUUCACCUGUGCAGCCAAGCCCUGUAUCAAAUCAGUCACUUUUAUCAGAAUCCGUAGCACCUUCCCAAGUGGACAGUACAUCUGUGGACAAAGCAAUACCUGAAACAGAAGACCUGCAAGCUUCAGUAUCAGAGACGGCACAGCAGCCAUCUGAAGAGCAAAGCAAGUCUCUUGAAAAACCAAAACAGAAAAAGAAUCGCUGUUUCAUGUGCAGGAAGAAAGUGGGACUGACUGGGUUUGAAUGCCGCUGUGGAAAUGUUUACUGUGGUGUACACCGUUACUCAGACGUGCACAAUUGCUCUUACAAUUACAAAGCUGAUGCUGCUGAGAAAAUCAGAAAAGAAAAUCCGGUAGUUGUUGGUGAAAAGAUCCAGAAGAUUUGAACUCCUGCUGGAAUACAAAAUCCUUUGAGCAUCUGCAAACUAAAAGUUGACUUGAGGUUUUUUUCCUAUAGUCAUUGGGAAUGUAGAGCAUUGUAUCUUGCAUAGACCUUUUAAUCAUGCAUGUCAUCAGAAGAAUAGAUUUUUGUUUUUGUUUUGAAAAUGACUCUGAACAUUUAUUUCCAUUGCAGUUUCUGUGGCUGAAAAGAUUUUAAGUAAACUUUACAAGUAUUAUCCUUUUAAGAUCAUUUUAAUUUUAGUUGAGUGCAGAGGGCUUUUAUAACAAACGUGGAGAAAUUUUGGAGGGCUGUGAUUUUUUUUUUUUUUUUCCAGUAUUAAACAUGCAUGCGUUAAUCUUGCAGUUUAUUUUCUCAUGGUGUAUGUAUAUAUAGCUUUUCUCUGCAGCACGAUUUCUCUUUUGAUAAUGCCCUCUAGGGCACAACUAGUUAUCAGUAACUGAAUGUAUCUUAAUCAUUAUGGCUGCUUCUGUUUUUUCAUUAACAAAGGUUAUACAUAUGUUAGCAUAUAGUUUCUUUGCACCCACUAUUUAUGUCUGAAUCAUUCGUCACAGGAGAGUGUGUGCUGAUGAGAUUCUAAGUUUGUGUGUUUUUAAAUUUUUUUGAGCGAGGGAAGGAAAAGCUGUAUGCAUUUCUUUGCUGACUGCAGUUUUCUUUCAGAUUACGUUCUCCCGUCUGUGUGUAUACAAUAUGAAGAAUGACCUGAAGUAAUUUGUGCUGUAUUUAUGUUUAUUCACCAGUCUUUGAUUAAAUAAAAAGGAAAACCACAAUGUCCCCAGGUGUUGCCUUUUCUCUG
Messenger RNA from Rhinolophus ferrumequinum (greater horseshoe bat), 1643 nucleotides. It is a transcript of the gene ZFAND6, whose product is annotated as zinc finger AN1-type containing 6. Gene Ontology annotation, molecular function: zinc ion binding; polyubiquitin modification-dependent protein binding; DNA binding. NCBI's taxonomy places the organism in Eukaryota, Metazoa, Chordata, Mammalia, Chiroptera, Rhinolophidae. The coding region runs from base 207 to 833 and encodes 208 amino acids. Gene Ontology annotation, biological process: protein targeting to peroxisome. The record is from RefSeq and is a predicted model, not a curated record. The transcript is spliced from 6 exons.